Messenger RNA from Mauremys reevesii (Reeves's turtle), 8284 nucleotides. It is a transcript of the gene MYO15B, whose product is annotated as myosin XVB. Gene Ontology annotation, molecular function: cytoskeletal motor activity; protein binding; ATP binding. Gene Ontology annotation, cellular component: myosin complex; cytoskeleton. NCBI's taxonomy places the organism in Eukaryota, Metazoa, Chordata, Testudines, Geoemydidae. The transcript has 65 exons. The coding region runs from base 91 to 7317 and encodes 2408 amino acids. The record is from RefSeq and is a predicted model, not a curated record.
UAUAAGGACCAGGAUCUAGUCAAAACCUACAGGCUGAAGACAUUGAGAGAAAGGUGGGAGGCAGAAGAUGUCACUGAGGAUAUCCUUGAGAUGGACAUGACAUGGAAACAGGUGUACCUGGAUGAAAACCACUCGGUGAAGCUUGAGGAGGUUGAAGAUCUGUCCAGACUGGAGGAGGUCUGUGAGAGCUCAGUCCUUCUGUGUCUGAAGAAGAGAUUCCAUCGCAAUUUCAUUUACACCUACAUUGGGCAAAUCUUGGUCUCUGUGAAUCCUUUCAAGCCCCUCCAUCUCUGCUUGGAAGAGGUGGUGACCCAGUACCAGCAGGGGACACUCUCCAAAAAUGCCCCACACAUCUUUGCCAUUGCAGAAAUGGCCUACACUCUGUCCCAGACCUCAGAGCAAGAGCAGUGCAUCGUCAUCAGUGGGCACAGUGGAUCGGGUAAAACAGAAGCUGCCAAAGCAAUCAUGCAGUACCUAAGCACCUUGUACCAGAGACAAGACAGCCCUGGGAUCAGGCAGCCCUGCGAUGUACAGCCCAUCCUGGAGAGCUUUGGGAAUGCUAAAACCAUCCUCAACGACAACUCGAGCCGCUUCGGGAAGUUUCUGCAUGUCCACCUGAGACAUGGGGUCGUGGUGGGUACGUCCAUCUCUCAGUACCUUCUGGAAAAGUCCCGUGUUGUGUUUCAGGCCUGUGGCGAGAGGAGCUACCAUGUGUUUUAUGAGCUGCUGGCAGGGCUGCCUGUGGAGCAGAAAGAGAAGCUUUUCCUGCAUGAGGCAGAGACUUACUUCUACCUGAAUCAGGGCAGAGCAUGCGACCUCUCGGGGAAGCAAGACGAUCGGGACUUUGUGGUCUUGGUGCAAGCUCUGCAGGUGAUUGGCCUCUCAGAUGAUCAGCUGACCUCCAUCUGGGCAGUGCUGGCUGCCAUCCUGCAGCUGGGGAACAUCUGUUUUACCUCCUGUGAGAAGGAAUCCUUUGGCCUUGCAGCCAUCCCCAGUGACACGGAAAUCCGGAUUGUGGCCAGUUUGCUGCAUGUCUCAGCAGAUCUCCUCCAAAGCGCCAUCACUCACCGAGUCACAGUGACGUCUUAUGAUCGUAUAUUCACCCCUUUGUCUGUCGAAAGCGCCAUUGAUGCCAGGGAUGCCAUUGCCAAGGCUCUGUAUUCCCUGCUCUUUGACUGGCUUCUGGUGAAGAUCAAUGAGUGGCUAGCCCCCAGCGAAAUGGACAGCACUCUGGGCAUUGUCGACAUAUAUGGCUUUGAGGAUCUGGGGGUGAACAGCUUGGAGCAACUGUGCAUCAACUUCGCAAACGAGCGUCUCCAACAUUUCUUCCGCCAGACAGUCGUUGCCCAGGAAGAGGAGGAAUACACCCAAGAGGAGCUAGUCUGGAUUCCCAUUUCCAAGAUGCACAAUGAGUCAUGCCUGGAUCUGAUUGCUGCAAAGCCCCAUGGCAUUUUACGCAUCCUGGAUGACCAGACGUCAUUGGCUCAGGCCACUGACCACACCUUCCUCCAGAAGUGCCAUUACCAUCAUGGAAGCAACCCUUGGUAUGGCAAGCCCAAACUGCCUUCACCAGUCUUCACCGUGCAGCACUAUGCAGGUCCUGUCACCUACCAGGUUCACAAGUUUCUGAAUAAAAACCACGACCAGCUGCGCCCGGAGGUCCUUGAGAUUUUCUCCCAGAGUCGCCUCAAGCUGGUGUCCCACCUUUUCCAGCGGGCCAAGGGACAUCACAGACUGCAGGGGGAGUUGGCCAUGGGAGGCAAAGGGCUUAAACAUCAUGCCUCUACACUGGUGUCCCGAUUCCAGCAGUCCCUGCAGGAUCUCACAGCCAAGCUGAGGAGAAGCCAUACUUUCUUCAUUUGCUGCAUCACGCCCAAUCCAAAAAAGCUGUCCGACGUCUUUGAUGUGGAAUAUGUCACUUGUCAGCUGAGGCAUUCUGGGAUACUGGAGGCCAUCCACAUCAGGAAGGAGGGAUACCCCAUCCGCAUUCCAUUCCAGCACUUCUUAGUCAGGUAUGGGGCUCUGACUGACCAAGGGCAGAGCUAUUCGCAGGAGAGGGAUGGAUGCGCCGCGGUGCUCUCGCAUGUGGUGGGGGACCCCUCGGACCUCUAUCAGAUUGGAGUAACAAAGGUCUUCUUGAAGGAGAAGGCCAAGCAGCUGCUGGAGAGAAGAUGGAACCAGAAGCAGAGCUGGGCCAUUGUCACCCUCCAGCGGAACCUCCGAGGCCUCAUCAGCCGCAGGCAAUUCCAGGUCUUCCGGCAGAAGGUCAUGGUCAUCCAGGCUCAUUUCCGGGGGCACCAGGCAAGGAAGCGCUACAGGAGGCUGAAGAUGAUGCUGGUGCAGCUUGGGACGGUAGUUUUAAUCUCCAGGCCCUUGGUGCAGACACGGAAGCGCUGCCAGCAGAGGCGUGAGGUCAGCAGGCAAAGAGAGGAGUUGCUGGCCAAAGGUGGCGAGGAGAGUGGUAGCCCCCCAGGAAUGGACGUGGGGCUGCUGGAGAUCCCCGCAGAGCUUGCGGCACUCCUGCACUCUGCCAAAGGUCAGCACCAUGUUCAGGCCAAUCAGAUCGUGGAGGUUUCACCUCCGGAGGUCAAGGCCAAGUGCGACCUCUCCCUCCCACCCAACAUCAAUAACUCUCCCUUCUCCGUCUUCAUGAGGUCUCACUUCCAGGAGCCCAACUUCCCUGCCCUUGGACAGCCCCUGCAGCAGCCCUUAACCCGCCUGGAGGGCAAGGACACGCAGGGUGCUCUGGAGAUCAACAAACUGAUCCUGCGGUUCAUCGGGGACAGGAACCUCCAGAGCUGGCAGGAAGUGCUCCUGGGUAACUACAUCGCCAGCCGAGGGCUGGGCCACCCGGCCCUGCGCAACGAGAUUCUGAGUCAGGUGGUCAGCCAGGUGUGGAAGAACCCAGACACAGAACAGAGCCAGCGAGGCUAUGCUCUGAUGGCUGCCCUCCUGAGUGCAUUUACCCCUUUGCCAGCACUGGAGAAACCCUUGCUGAAGUUCGUGUCAGACCACGGGCUGGAAGGCUACAAUGCUGUUUGCCAGCGCAAGAUCCUCACGGCAAUGCAGCAGACAGACACGGACCCCGAGGUCUCCCGUGCCCAUCCUCCCACUCUGUUGGAGUGGACCGCUAACCAGAGGAGAGGGAAGAUGGUGCUGGACGUCUUCACCUAUAAUGAGGAGACAUUCUCUGCCGAAGUAGAGUCCUGGACAACAGGGGAACAGUACGCAGGCUGGAUCCUGAGUUCAAGGGGUUUGGAUAAGGAGCCUCGAGGGUGGUCUGUCUCCAUGCUCACAGGCGAGGUGUGGCGGGACCUGCCCGGCUGUGACUUCAUGCUGGAUCUCAUUGGAGAGAUGGAGGAGGCCGGCAACCCUUCCCUGUCCUCGGCUGACUAUCCCAUCACACCCGAGUGGGAAGGGAGCCCAUCCUGGAGCGCCUCUCUGGACAUGAUGGACUGGGACAUCCCUCCUGCACCAGGCAUUCAGGCUCCAUCUCUCCCUCCUCCCUUUCUGCCGCCAUCCUUGGACGCUGAGAGCACCUACUCAGGGCUGGGAGUCCAAGGCGUCCCGAGGACCCCCAAAGGCCUGGAGCACUAUGUGGAUGACCUCUUCGACCCAGUGCUCCAUCAAGGGUCUGGAGUGCCAGAUAUGGAGAAUGGCAGGAGCCUGACUGGACGCAUGAAAGGAGGUGGAAAAAUUGGACCCACCCAGCAAGGAGCCUUUCCUUCUGCAGGCUACCCUGGAAUGAUGCAAGUACCAGCUUACCAACCCAUGCCAAUGAUGGGUGGAAUGAUGCCAGCACCCAUGCCAAUGAUGCCAGCACCCAUGCCAGCUAUGGUUGCGCCCCAGCCGAUGGUCCCAGCUGUGGAUCCCAGUCAGCUCGCAGCACAACAGCAAGCCUUUAUCACCCAGCAGGCCCUGCUCAUGGCUCAGCAGAUGACCCUUCAGGCCAUGACAAUUUCCCAGCAGCAGCAGCGACAGAGGUCUCCUGAACCCUCAAGGCCAAGACGAGCCUUGACUCCACAACCAGCCCCAGCUCCGGCCCCGGCCCCGGCCCCGGCCCCAGCUCCAGCUCCUAAACCAAAGAGAACCAAUAACAGCAAGAAUGCUGCACCAGCAGCUAAAACACCAGAGCCCCCGGCUGAUGCAGCAGAACCGAUCCAUGACUACCCAGAAGAACAACUGACAGACAGUGAUGAGGACUCAGUCUUUCGAGACACCUUCCAGCAGAAGCGGGAGUACUUCCAGAAAAUGGCACAGCAAAAAAUCCAGUUGAAGAAAGUCAGGCCCUCUUCCAAGAGCUGGACCCCUCAAAAAAAUCCACAGCAGGAGGAAGAGAGGUCCAGCCCCGAACCAGAGACAGCCCCAGCACCCCCCUCGCCACCUCCCACGCCAAAGCAGAAAGUGCAAGAGAAGAAAGCAAAGAAGGAGCCGCGCCCUGUGGUGGCUGCCGACCUGGCGCCAAAGAGGGAGCCCAGCCGGGAGAUCCGCAACAUCAUUAAGAUGUACCAGAGCCGGCCAGCCCCGGAGCCACAGCCCAUCGUGCCCGUCAGGAGGCCGUCCAAGCCCUUCCUGAAGAAGAGCGACCCCAAGAACGAAGCUCUGGCCAAGCUGGGGAUGGCGAGCCCUCAGCCCCCAAAAUCGCCCUCCUCGCUGAACAAGAGUCCCAGAGGGGCUCCGCCCCCUCCGCCUGCCAAGAAGGGCCAGACCGCCACAUCCAUCAGGGAAAAGCAGCAGCCUCUCAUGAGCCUCUUUGGCCAGCAGCCGACCUUCCCCGAUGCUUCCCUCAUCCCUCCACCUCCCCCAUUCCUGCCCCCACCCCUUCUGCCUGCUGACCAAGCCACGCAGCAAUCUGAGCCGAAAGACUCUGCUUGGACAAUGGCAGAAGAAGAUGCCAGCAUCAAGACACAGCUCUACAAGCUUACUGCCAGCGUCAGCUUCUCAUACGCCUCCACACCCUGGAAAAUCUUCCUCCGCAAAGAGGUGUUUUACCCCAAAGAAGCCUUCAGUCACCCGUAUUGCUUGAACCUGCUGUGUGAGCAGAUCAUGCAAGACACUUACUCGGAGUCCUGCGUCCGGAUCUCCAAGGAGGAGAGGCGCAAGAUGAAAGACUUAUUGGCAGAGUUCCAGGUCGGCACGGAUGUCACCUCCAUUCUAGAGGACGGGAUAAAGAAGAGGAUUGUGGUGGCUGCUCGGGAUAACUGGGCCAACUAUUUCUCCCGGCUCUUCCCGGUUAAGGGGGAAAGAGGAAGCGACGUCCAGCUCCUUGGGGUUUCUCACCGGGGAAUCCGGCUGCUGAAGAUGGCAAAAGCAGCCAGCUUCAGCUCUGAAUACCUGAAAAUCCUUUGCAGCUACAGUUUUGCAGACGUGCUGUCGGUGGAGCUGAGGGGCAGCAGCAGCCUGGAGUUCUCCCUGAAGAACGAGCAGCUGAUCCUGCACUCGGCGAAGGCUCGGCAGGUCAAGGCCAUGGUGGAGCUUUUCCUCCGGGAGCUGAAGCAGGACUCCAACUACGUCAUUGCUUUGCGCAGCUACGUCACAGAUGACAAGAGCCUCUUGAGCUUCAAAAAGGGCGACCUAAUUCAGUUACUGCCCAUGCAGGGGCUGGAGCCAGGCUGGCAGUUCGGCUCCGUUGGCGGCCGCUCCGGCCUCUUCCCCUCCAGCAUGGUGCAGCUGGCGGCGGCCCCCGAUUACCUCAGCACUCACAUGAACAGACAGGAGAGGCUCCAGAAGAACCUGAAAAGAGACCAUCUGGAGACGAGUGUUAGCAGGGAGAGCUCUGUCCCCAGCCUGGCAUCGGAAAUCACCAGCUCUGCCUUCUCCCCAGACGCCCACCACUACACCAUGGUGGAGUUUGCCAUGGCGCACUUCCGGGAGGCCCAGUCCACGCUGGAAUGGAAGGGGAUGAGCGCGGAGAGGAGGAGCCCAGCUGCCCUGGUCGAGCACACCAAGGUCCCGAUCCAGGAGUCCCUGCUUCAGUUCUCCGACAGCGAGAUGAAUGAGCUGGCGACAAAGAGCUUCAUGACUUUGAUGAGGUUCAUGGGAGACCAGCCCACCCUCAAGAACCAGGCCGAGAUCGAUUACGUCUAUGAGAUUCUUCAGCUCUGCAAGGAGAAGGAGAACCUGCGCGAUGAGGUUUACUGCCAGGUCAUCAAGCAGAUCACGCAGAAUCCCAAGCUAGAAAGCUGUGUCCAUGGCUGGCGGCUCCUGAGCCUGCUCACUGGCUUCUUCCUUCCCUCCAACACCUUGAUGCCAUACGCCACCAAAUUCCUGCAGCAAGCCAGCGCCGAUCCAGCCAGCACCCACCAAGAUCUAGCCAGGACCUGCUAUGGCAACCUGCGGAAGAUGAUCAUGUACGGCGGCCGCCGGCACCUGCCCUUCCGCGUGGAGAUGGAAGCACUCCUGAAGGGGCGUGGCUCCCGCCGGCUGGUGAUCGUCCUGCCUGGGGCCCUGGAAUACGCCACCAAAAUCAGGACGUUCACUGUGGCUGCGGAAGUGGUGCGGGAGAUCUGUGAGCAGAUGGGGAUCAAUGAGCAGGAGGAGAUCCAGGAGUUCGCUCUCUUCGCCAGCAAGAAUGACGGGAAGGUGGUGAGGCCGGUGCGCCAGGACGAAUACAUCCAUGACUACCUGCUGGAGGACAGCUCCGUGAUCCUGGAUUUACGCCGGCUCUCCUGGAAGACACCCCUGCACUUCGAGAACGAGAUUUAUAUCAGCAUUCACUACAGCCAGGUACAGCGGGAUUACCUGAAAGGGAAGCUCUUGCUGAACUACAACAGUGAACUGGAGAAGCAGGUGGGCACCAUGGCCCUUUUCCAGCACUGGGCCAAAGGACUGGGCUCCCCACCAUCCAAUCAGGAGUUGAUGGACUAUGCCCCAACGCCUGUGCUCCAGCUCAUCAACCCACAGGCUCUCCAAAGCCAAGUCAACUGGCUGCUGGAAACCAUGAAGCCACUCGGACAGCAGGAGGCAAAGAUCCAGUUUGUAGAGCACGUGAUCCAGCUGCCCCUCUUCGGCUACAACGCGUACCCCGUGGAGCGGUGCAGCGAGCCCAGGAUUCCUCUACCCUGUGUCCUGGGAGUGAAUAGGGACCAGAUCAUCAUUGUGGCCAGCAGGUCCCAGGAGCUCUGCUGCCGCAUCCCGCUGAAGGAAUUGCAGAGGAUGCGAACCCUGCGGCCUUUGGAUGACUCUGGGGUGCCGGGUCUGGAAGUGAACUAUGGCUCUGUGGACAAUCCUCAGACCAUGUGGUUUGAACUGCACCAGGCCAAGGAACUGUACCACACAAUCACAGUCAUCAUGGAGGAGGGAGAAUCUCAGCACUAGAGAGCCAGGCUGGAAGACGGCGAAGCAGAACAGGGCUGUCCUCAGCUUGGACAGCUGAUCAAGCACUCCUCACACUGGCCUGUGGCAGGGCUAGUCCCAUUCACCAUCCUGCUCUCCAGCCGCCUUGUUCUAGCAGCACACUCCCCUCUCCUGCUUUCCAAGGCUGCCACUCCCUUGCCAGCCUGUCGUCCAAGCUGUUUGGUCACCUUACUUCUGCACCACCACGUGCCAGAACCUGGACCUCCGCCGUAGUGCUGCUGCUCAUCCCUUCCCGCCCCAGGCUUGGUUCGCACCUCACUCCCAUUCAGAGUCCUUUGGAGUUGCGUGGUCUCCCCAGCCAGAGCAGAGCCUGCAAUGGAACAAGGCCCUGGUCUUUCACAAGCUGCUACAAGCAAGUGGAGAGGAGCAGCCCAGAGACUUCAAGGUACAGCACUGCAGUCCUUUUUAGCACUAACAACAAACUCACACAUGGCAGCAGCAGGGGAGUCUGGUACUUGUGAGAGAUUUCGCAUCUCCAAGAAAAAGAUACAACUCCAUCUACUGGCAUUAAAUUCCUGAGAGCGGCCUCUUUGGUGGCAGCUCUUUGACAUUAUCACAGAGCUGGUCAGUGAGUGUCAAUAUGCAGUUACCCUGUGUGCCAAGGCAGACUUUGAGCUGCAAUGGUAAGACUGUUGACGGCUACUCGAUUUCUUACACUGUUCAGAUGGCCAGUAUGUUUCUUUUUCUUUCUACGCUGAAGAACUCAGUCUGACUGUACAGCUGUAUAUUUAAAUGAUGUCUACUUGCCCAGCGAACUAAGAUACAAAUUUCCCUCCCUGACAGAGGAGGAAAAAUCAGAAUGUAAAAAUAAAUCCUUAAUUUAUUUUAUUACUCUAGAUCUCCAGCUGGGGGAGAGGUGUUUAUGCUUCUGUGCGGGGAAAAAAAAAAUCAAUGAAAUAUUUAAUAACCAAUAAAUUAUUAAAGUCUU